Molecule: messenger RNA, 1765 nt
Organism: Folsomia candida
Lineage: Eukaryota; Metazoa; Arthropoda; Collembola; Entomobryomorpha; Isotomidae
Product: alpha-tocopherol transfer protein-like
Exons: 5
Coding region: 437-1132 (231 amino acids)
Cellular component (GO): membrane
Molecular function (GO): phosphatidylinositol bisphosphate binding
Source: RefSeq, a predicted model, not a curated record
UUUGGAGACUGACUUGUGAUUAAGUAAUAAAUGCAUAAUUAUGUAUCUAACUUAAUUAAAUCAAAGUUAACCAUAUAUUAAGUUGGUUCAUGUCUUAUCUCAAUGCCAAUGUCAUUGACUUUUGCUUCUCGCAGAGCUGGAUAAAAAUAUUUGCAACUUUGUCAUGGUCGGGUAUGGUGAACUGGUUUGAUCAUGAAUUUGUUGUCCUAGGAGUUCACUUUGCAUUGUGACAGAUCAGUUGUAACCUGAAAAAUGUCGAGAGCACUGAUCAGUCCCGAGUUACUUUCUUCCCAUGAUGAAGAAAAGUGUCUUGAAACUUUGAAGCAAUGCAUGAAAAGUAUCGUAGAAAUUUUAAACGCUUUGUUCAGUAAAAUAACAAUGGAAUAGCUUUGCAGCCUUCGGACCUUUGUUCACAGAUGAAUUUUUGCUCCAUUUCAUGCGUGGAAGGAAAUAUAGAGUGGAAAACACGUUGGAAACGCUCAAAAACUAUAUUCAAGUUCGAGCAAAGAAGUACCCAGAAAUAUUUCUACAUCUCCUCCCAUCCAGCAUAGUAAUUAAAGAAGACUGCAUUCGGAAAUUGAAAAUCGCUGGACUUGAUGGUGUCACAAUCUUCGCUACUCGUGUCGAGUGGUGGCCUCCGCUCGAUUCAGGUCAUGGAUGGGACGAAAUUAUUCCGAAAAUAGUUGUAGCCGCAGACAUGGUUUUGUUGGCUCCGAAAGGUAUGGAUCUUUUGAGGGUAGACUGCAUCGUUGAUAUGGAAGGAUUCAAUCGUCACCAUUUCCAAAGACUAUUUGGGAUUCGGCCUUGUAUCAAAAUGAUGAACCUUUUCUACAAAGCGUUUCCGCUAAGACUUCGAACGGUUCAUUUCGUAAAUUCGCCAUCGUGCUUUGACAUGUUCUUCGUUGUUGCGAAGAAAUUACUCCCAAAGUAUAUGAACAGGGUUAUCCUGCACUCUGGAAAUUUGGAUACCCUUCAUCGCUACAUACCUCGGGAUACAUUACCAACCUGCUGGAAUGGCAAAUUAUCUCUGGAAAACGCGAUAGAUCCAAAUUUUAACAAGGAUAUUUUAAAUAAUGAACAUUUUUAUGAAAAGCUGCAGCAGUGCAUUCGCAAAUAUAAUUUGAAAAAUUAAGCCAAGGAUACAUAAAUUUUUACAUUGUACAUAUUUACUGAUACCUAGCAUGGUGUGCAAAGUAGGAUGGUAACCUCAACGAGACUUUAGAAGAUGCAUCUCAUAAGUUGUAACAAUAUACUUAAUAAUUUGGCGUCAGGACGAUAACCCCUCCCCCAAAGGAUAAUCCCCGCCGGAGGCCCCCAGCCACAUUCUCAUCAAUCCUUCAUUACUAAACGUGUCAAAAUCGAGUGAAUUGUACUAUUGGAUACUACCAUAAUUUCUUUCAAUUUACUCUGUGAUGGUCAUUCUUAGCGUUUAUCAAUAAAGUAAUGACAUCGGGAAGUCUUUGAUCCCAAGAAACCUCUGCAAGGCUUGCUAAACUUGAGAUUCUGCGAGGGUGACUAAAGGUCAUCUACCGUAGCAUUGGACAUUCAACUCAAGUAUUAUUUGAGUCUUUUUGAAAUGAACGUAAAAACGUAUGUAGCUCCACAUUUUAGGACAAUAAUGUAAGAGGAGUAUAAAUACAGGACAGUGAUGUUGAAAGGAGAGAAGAUGAGAUAUAAUAAUUGCUGUACAUAAAUAUAUAUGUAACAUAUGUAUCUUACUUGCAGUUUUGUGCACCCCUCGAUAAUUAAAAAACCUAACCUAUGA